Drosophila eugracilis is the source of this 762-nucleotide messenger RNA. RefSeq lists its product as uncharacterized. The coding region runs from base 89 to 646 and encodes 185 amino acids. Lineage: Eukaryota; Metazoa; Arthropoda; Insecta; Diptera; Drosophilidae. The record is from RefSeq and is a predicted model, not a curated record. The transcript has a single exon.
UAACAUACACAGUAUAUGUCUUAACUGUCAAACAUUAUACUAGCUUUGGAAGGCAAACCACUGACUAAUAAACACUCAAACUGCAGAUAUGCAGAAAGAAAGAGUCGAACCUGGGGAGCAUCGAAUUUGUGGUCUGGGAAAUCAUAAGCUGAGAACUCCGAACUACACAAUCAGAAAUCCCCACUUGCUAAAGUUCGGCCAACGAAUAAACUCCGAACUCAGGUCGCAACCAUUGUGCAUGUCAUGCUACAAGAAUCUAAUAAGCCUCUACCGGAUCAAAAACAACAAUGCCAAAAGACAUAAAGAGUUCAGAAAUGCGCCGAGUGUGUCCUCAGUGAGUAGCAGUCGGAGUCAGACAAGUGACACGUCGGCAGGUGCCACUUCCGUUGCUCCUGCAUCAACGAGGGCUGCCACGACGACUUCCUCUGAAGACAAUGACGAUAGACAAACAACCAGUGCCGCGGCCGCUGCCAAACGGGCAAGGAGAGAGCUUAUGUCCGAGGACGAUUCAAAUUCCGAUCUAAGCCUCAAUGCAGUGAAUGGUACUCGAUUGCCUAAUAUACAGCCGAUACCAAGAAGACGCCAGUUCGUACACUUAAACAAGGAAGCAAUGGAAAUAUACCUGGCUGGAACCACAGGAGGAUAACGCGGAUUAAACAUAUGAAAUUAAUGCCAAAGCAUCAUAUUUAAUAAGAUUCAGCUUCAAUUUACAUGUUACGACUUUGAAAUCUAACUUAAAUUUUGUUAUUAAUAAAAUUUUGA